This is a messenger RNA of Cajanus cajan (pigeon pea), 1215 nucleotides long. The record is from RefSeq and is a predicted model, not a curated record. NCBI's taxonomy places the organism in Eukaryota, Viridiplantae, Streptophyta, Magnoliopsida, Fabales, Fabaceae.
AUGGUUCUUGUUGCACCAAUAGAAUCUUUUGAGAAUUUGUUAGAUGGAAGUGUUGAGGUUAAUGAUGAUGUAGAGCAGAAUAACAUUUUAGCUAAUGAAGAAGAUGAACUUGGUGAGUCUAAAAUGCCAGUUAAAAGGUGUAGGAGUCUUUCAUCUUCUGUGUGGAGUUACUUUGAAAAACCUAUUAAACAUCCUAAUGGGAAAAUGAGGGCUAAAUGCAAGUAUUGUAAGAAAGACCUUGUGGGUGGUGGGAGUCUCAGUGGCACUUCAACUUUAAUUUGUCACAUGAAAAGAUGUGAGAAUAGGCCAAAAACAUUUGCUGAUUCCGAUGUUGGGAAACUAGUUCUCGAUCAUUCUAGAAAAAUAAGGAGUAGAAUAAUUGAUCAAAAUGUGUUAAAUGACAUGAUAUCUAUGAUGAUAAUAGAACAUGAUCUCCCAUACUCUUUUAUAGAACGUAAGAGGUUUAGAGAGUUGAUACAAUAUUUGCAUCCUGAUGCUAAGAUACCAUCUAGGCGUGUGGCCACUUCAAAUAUAAACAAAAUGUAUGAGUGUGAAAAAGAAAAAUUGAAACUAGUGUUGUCUAAACUUCCUGGCAGAAUAAACUUGACUUCAGAUGUGUGGACUUCUUGUACUACAGAGGGUUAUAUUUCAUUGACUGCACACUAUGUUGAUCAAAAUUGGAAGUUGCAUAGCAAAAUGCUUAAUUUCUCUCAUUUUCCUCCUCCACAUUCUGGGCGUGAAAUGGCUAAAAUCAUAUAUGGUUUCUUGGAAGAUUGGGGGAUUGAGACAAAAAUAUUUUCAUUAACUUUGGAUAAUGCUUCUUCCAAUGACAAAAUGCAAGAUUAUUUGAAGGAAAGACUUCUUUUGCAAAAUGAUGGUUUAUUGUGUGGUGGUGAAUUUUUUCAUAUUCGAUGUGUUGCUCACAUUUUAAAUCUUAUAGUUCAAGAAGGGUUGAAAGUUGCUGGUCGGGCUAUUCAUAAAAUUAGAGAAAGCAUCAAGUAUGUUAAAGGGUCAGAGGGAAGAAUGAGGUCUUUUAAAGCUUGCGUUGCUAAAGUUGGUGGUAUUAAUACAAAGAUGGGUUUGUGUUUAGAUGUUGUUACUAGGUGGAAUUCAACCUUUUUGAUGCUUGAGAGUGCACUUUUGUAUCGAUGUGCUUUUACUAGUCUUGCAUUUGAAGAUAUAAGCUAUUUGAUUUGUCCUACUAAUGAAGAAUGA